Messenger RNA from Sporothrix schenckii 1099-18, 2700 nucleotides. Its product is annotated as beta-mannosidase. The record is from RefSeq and is a predicted model, not a curated record. The transcript has a single exon. Bases 1 to 2700 code for a protein of 899 amino acids. Gene Ontology annotation, molecular function: beta-mannosidase activity. NCBI's taxonomy places the organism in Eukaryota, Fungi, Ascomycota, Sordariomycetes, Ophiostomatales, Ophiostomataceae. Gene Ontology annotation, biological process: carbohydrate metabolic process; glycoprotein catabolic process.
AUGACUCAUACCAGAACCGACAUUACGGCGUGGCAGUGGCGCCUGGCCAGCACAAACGACCAUGGCGAGGCCGUUUCCGUCUUGGACAAGACACCGUUCCUCUCGCAGUGGGCGGACGUGGCGUCGUUUCCGUCGAUCGUGCAGAUGGAGUUGCAGGCAACCGGCGUGAUCCACGACGUCAACAUUGGCGAGAACGAGCGCCUGACGCAGUGGGCGGGCCACGCCGACUGGGAGUACCAGGCCGUGUUCACUGCGUCGCCAGAAGCAGGGGACGAGGUGGACCUCGUGUUUGAGGGCCUCGACACGUUUGCCACGGUGACCCUCAACGGCACCGUCAUCCUCUCGAGCGACAACAUGUUUCUGCCGCAGCGUGUGUCUGUGAAGGAUGUGAUCCACAAGGGGGGCAAAACCAAUACAGUACACAUCCUCUUUGAAAGCCCCUACAAAAGAGGCGCCGCGCUCGAGGACCAGUACGGCGUGCGCCCGGCCCUCUUCCGCGACGCGCGCCGCAACCACAUCCGCAAGGCGCAGUACCACUGGGGCUGGGACUGGGGCCCGAUCGUGGUGACGGCGGGCCCGUACUUGCCUGUGUAUCUGGACACCUACAAACACCGCAUUGACAGCGUCUAUGUGCGCACGACCAGCCUGUUUGCGGACCACACGUCAGCCACGGUGGCCGUCACGGUCUCUGUCGUGGGUGACGGCAGCGAGGAGACCGCCAAUGUCCGUGUCGUCGACCCGGCUGGCAAGGAAUUGGCCCAGUCGACCGUCACCUUCUCCAGCAACCUGCAGUCGGCCACGGCCACGUUCGACCUCAAAGACCCGCAGCUGUGGUGGCCCAACGGCCAAGGCGAGCAGCACCUGCACGUGUUGGAGGUGACGCUUGGUGGCAAUGGCAGCCAGGACACCCACACAACCCGCUUCGGCGUCCGCACCAUCACGGUCCAGCAGGAACCGCUGGCCGACGGCGAGCCCGGCUCGACGUUUAUGGUCCGCGUCAACGACCGGGACAUUUUCGCCCAGGGCGGCAACUGGAUCCCCGCCGACACACUGCUGCCGACCAUCACGCGCCAGCGCUACUUUGACUGGGUGCAGAACGCCCGCGACGCGCACAUGAACAUGCUGCGCGUCUGGGGCGGCGGCAUCUACGAGUCCGACGACUUCUUCGAUGCCUGCGACGAGCUGGGCCUGCUGGUGUGGCACGACUACGGCUUUGCGUGCACGAACCUGCCGGUCCACGGGUCGUUCCUCAAGAGUUUCACAAAAGAAGCCGAAGCCCAGACGAUGCGCCUCCGCAGCCGCGCGUCGCUCGCCAUUCUCUGCGGCGGCAACGAAGACUUUAUGCUGCUCGACUGGGAAAAGGUCGCGUACGACCACAGCGACGUCCGCGGGCCCUAUCCGGCGGGCGGCGCCUUUCCGCAGCGCACCAUCUACCUCGACAUUCUGCCCAAGCUGGCCGCUCGUCUGUGCCCCGAGACGUUUUACUGGGCCAACUCGCCGUGGAGCCCGGGCGGCCUCGACGCCAACGACCUGACGAGAGGCGACGUUCAUCAGUGGGAUGUCUGGCACGGCAACCAGAAGCCGUAUCAGGAGUACAAGCAGCUGGCCGGCCGCUUCGUCUCCGAGUUUGGCAUGCACGGCUUCCCCGUCCAGCGCACAAUUGACUACUUUGCGCCGCGCACGGGCCAAAAGGGCGAGGGCCGCCACGCGCAGUCGCGCCUUAUCGACUGCCACAACAAGGGCCACGGCGCGCACACGCGCAUCGCGCGCUACCUGGCCGAGAACGUCCGGUACGACACGUCCACGCUCGCGAACUUUGCCUACGCGUCGCAGCUCAUGCAGGCCGAGGCGUACCAGUAUGCGCUGCGGGACUGGAAGCGGAUGUUUGGCGGGCGGUCCCCGUCGGGGGUCAGCAAGGCACGCUGUGCCGGCUCCAUCAUCUGGCAGCUCAACGACGACUACCCCUGCACCUCGUGGUCGCUCGUCGACUACUUUGUGCGCCCCAAGCCCGCGUGGUACAUGGUCCGCCGCCUCUAUGCGCCCAUCUCGGUCGCGUCGGAGCGCACGCCCGGUUCGCGUUUCGUGGACGAGGACAACCCUCUCGCGGCGUCCGCGCCGCCCUCGUUUGCCCUCUUUGCGCACAACACGGCCGCCUCCGCCGCCGAGUUGACGCUCUCCCUCCAGGCGUACGACUUUUGGGCAGACGCGUGGUCACAGCUCCCCGCGGCCGACGCCGACCGCAAGGUCACUCUCCUUCCCGGCCAGAACAACGAACUCGGCACCCUCGCUGCCCAGCCGUCGUGGAACAAGGACAGUCUGAUCAUUUUGGAGCUGUCGCUCAAGGACGCCAAAGGCAAUGUCGUCGCCCGCUAUGUCGACUGGCCCGAGCCGUACCGCUACCUCGAGUGGCCCAACGACACCAAGUUGGACGUCAAGGUGGCGCAUGUCAAGGAUGCCAAGGAUGGCAAGAAUAAAGGCCAAGUCGACGCCCACGUCACUGUCGUCGCCAACCAGCCUCUCAAGGGCGUCUGGCUUGAGCCUGUCUAUGAUGGCAAGGAGGCCCACGACUCCUUUGAACCGCGCUGGGAGGACAACAUGUUCGACCUGAUGCCGGGACAGGCAAUCACAGUUGGAGUGUCAGGCUUGAAUGGGAGGGAGGUCAAGGCGCGUUUCCUCGCAGACUGGGAGGUGGGAAAAUAG